CCAUACGUAAUUGUCUAUUCAAAUACGGUCCAGUGCUCUACAGAAUCCUGGAUCCGCCGCUGGUUAUAUAUAUCACUUAUUAAGAAUGAAAACCCAAUAGACAAUAAAGAACAAAUUCCACCAAAUAAAAUUUGAGCAAAUUCAUAGUAAGUGCAGAAAACCAACCAUUUAAAAUAACAUAUGCAAACCUAUAUUACCAUGAAGCAGCUAAAUGUUAAAGCAUACACACAUAAAUGGAUAUGUUAUACAAUUCCAUACACCAAUCAAAUGAGGCCUUCCGUCCUAACCCUCCCAAUCAUGCUUUUGGUGCUCACAAAAAUUAAAACUCAUGAUACUAAACUGCAUAACAUCCAAAGAUAAGCAAAAGGCGAAGAGUGACAUACUUGGGACUGAAAUAACAGGCACUCAAUGCAUCCUUCGUACCACCAAAGGAACUUCCUUCCUCUCCUAGCUAAAGUUGCAAUAUGGCAAUCAACGCAAGUGAGCUGAGCUUUCAACUUGAUGACUAUAAAAAAGAUGCAACAUAGCUAAGAAAAACUGCAAUUUGAAAUUAAUUAGAGACAAAAUUCAAUUUAACUUACCACCCUAAAGGCGCUCUCAGCAUCUACUUCAGCUAGUGUCAAACCUUCAAGGAGACACAAAUUGUCCGUCCUUUCCCUUAACACAAUGGAACAAACCAAACAAAUAAGUUUCUGUUUCUUGUCAAUGUAUCACGUUCAAUCUUAGAAAAACAUCAUACUAAGAACAAAAUGAGAAUAUUACAUGGCGUUGCAGCAAAGUUAUAAUUAGUUGGACCAGUGUUUGGGGCAGAAGAAGUGUCUCCGCAAUGUUUCGGCGACAUUGCUGCAAUCGUUCCACACCCGGCCGAAAACCAAUGUAGAAAUUACGCCUUAUCCCGUAGGUCACAGUCCGACUGAAACGAUUCAAACUGAUUAAGUUAGCAGUAGCAUAGCUUGCCCAUUCGAAAAGAAAAGGUAGAGGGGACAUCGCACACAUGCUCUAUAAAAGUAAACAUAAAAAAAACUAACUACCGAAGUUAGCUUACAAAGCAGAAUGGUCAAAGUACCCGCGCGGAGAAUUUGCUCGGCCACUCGAUUGUAAUGCGCGAGGCUGAGGGCUUUUCUUCUGGGAGGGGUUAGUAUAGGGACGGCGAGAAAGACAAAUUGCAUCGGGAGACAGACGGAGAGAGAGCGAGAAGAGUGGGGAUUUUUCCCGGGGGAUCGAAGAGGAGGGCUUUUCUUCUGGGAGGGCUCGUAGAUGGACGACGAGAAAGAAAUUAGGGCCGGGAGACAAACGAAGAGAGAUCGAGGGGAGUGGGGAUAUUUUCCCAGGGGAUCAAGAUGGAGGACUUUCUUCUAGGAUGAGAUAGUACGAAGACGGCGGCAAAGACAGAUUCCGCCGACUGCCGAGAGACAGACUGCAAGAGCUCGGCAGUGGGGACUUUUCCCGAUGAGUUGCAAGACGGAGGAAACAGCAACACAAUAAUGAUAGGAGAAGUACAGUGAGGGUAACAAUGGGUGACGGAAGGUACUUAAGGGUUUUAGUGUGGUUAAAAUGACGGUGGGAGUGUUGAUUUCCGAUUCAGAUUGGGAAGAGAGGAGAGAAAUGGUCGCAGGAAAGAUAGACUGCAAGAAAGAGAGAGUUUUUGAAUAGACAAUAAUAGCCCUCCGAACUGUGCGGCUAUUACAGCAUAGGCUGACGUGGCAAAGGCUGUAUAUUGACAUUGCUUUAUAGUGUUUUGUAGAUGGUUGUAAUUGGGAAAAGAAGAUUUAAUGGUCAAUUUUAUAGAAGGUUAGGAAGGGAAAAAUGUGGUCGGACCAAAUUUGUUGCAUGUUGUCCGAAUAUUUGGACGAAGUGGCGCAGAUUUCUAUACACUUUUCAAACCUGCUACGAAAAUCAACAUACCAUAUCAUAUUCAUUUUAUGUCGAAUUUGAAAAAAAAAAUCUACGUAGAAAAAUAAGAUUUUUUAUGAUCUACAAGAUUCUAUCCAUUUUGAUAUUUUUUAGCAAAAAAUAUUUAGGUCAUGUCAUAUCAAAUGAGUUCAUAUCAAGUUCAUGUCAUUCAUAUUAAGAUCGUAACAAUUCUAUCUAUCAUUCAUAUAAUUUCAUAUCAAUAUCAUCUAUCAACAUUUCAUUCAUAUCAAUAUUGUAUCAGUUCAAUACCAUUCAUCUCAAUAUCAGAUCAGAUAAGUUCAUAUCACUAUCAUGAUAUAUUCAUAUGAUAGUGAUAAUACUACAACUGAUACGUAUUUGAAGAGUUCAUUUUUCUUUGCUCAAAAUAUGACAUAAUGGCCAUCAAUGUAUAGAUCAUAAUCAAUGCAUUAUUUCUAUAAAAAAUAAAUAAAUAAAAAUUCGGAGUUAAAAGAAUUUUUGUAGGAUAUGAUUAAGAAAAAUAAGGAUUAGGAAAAGUACCUUCGCUCUCUUCUGAAUUCAUGUCACGGUUGUCAGGAUAAAAACCCAGGGUUAGCGGAAUUAUCAAUCCACCCCUAUUUUUUUUUUGUUGGAAAUUAUUCUGGACCAUUAUUGGAAGAGAAGGGAUGGACGAUGGAUGAUGGGGUUUUGUAGGGAUUUUGUUGAUAGAAGUUUUGUAGCCUACUCGCCUUAGAAAUAGAAUAUGGAAAAGAAUAAAAUACAAUUUUUUUCUACAAAAGUUUAAAUAUCCCUAAACUGAGAGGAUUAAAUAAGAAGCCCAAGUUCACAUACUGAUUCAGAAUUCUUAUAAAUCCAUCUUUUCUUAAUCAAUUCCUAUCUCUUUUGUUUCAAAUAUCAAUUGAAAAAAUAUUAUAUAAAAAAGAAUGCAUUAACUAUAAUCUAGAUAAUGAUAUCCAUUUUAUUUUUAAAUGAUGCUAUCAUAUUGAUUGUCACAGUAGCAAACUCAUAUUUGUUGGGUAGGUCUGUCGGCUGAUAAAAACAACUUUAAUCAUUUUUAUUAAAAUAAAAUAAUUAAAAAAUAAAAAUAAACUCAAAAAAUUUAUGAAGUUAUUGAUUUUUUACUAGCUCCUAACUACACAAUUAAAUUCCGACUAAAACCCAAAUGCAAACUCUAUAAAGUAUGACCCUCCUAUUUGGAAAGGAAUGUGGGCUCUUGAUGUUCCACCAAAGCUUAAGUUCUUUAUAUGGCAAUGUCUGAAAGUUAUUUUGCCAACUACGACGGCUCUUAGGUCCCGAGGAAUUAACUGUCAAGUUCGUUGUCCGGUUUGUUGGGAUAGUCAAGAGACUAUUGAACACCUUUUUUUCCAUUGUCCUCCUGCUCUUCACCUCUGGAAUAUGGUGGGAUUAAACAAUUUACUUCUCUCCGCCCCAAUCAAAAACUUCGGUAUCUGGUGGCGACAUGUUAUGAAAACGGAAAACUUCCAAAUCCACUAUCUCCCCUGCAUUUGCCUUCUUUGGAGAAUUUGGAAAUCUAGAAAUAAAGUGGUCUUUGAAUUUACUCAACCACUAGCCACCUCGCUUGCCCGCCAAUUUUUCUUCCAAGUCCAAGAAUAUGCUUCAGUGUCUUCCCUCCCCCAGAUCUUGUCUCCCCGCCCUCAGCCCUCUCGCAUCUCCAGUUGGCUUGGUCCUCCCGACGGUUUUAUCAAGAUCAAUUUCGAUGCCGCUGUUCGUGUUCCGGGUUGCUCAUCAGGUCUCGUCGUUCGAGGAUCAGAGGGGCAAGUUUUUUUGGCCUUGGGAUUCCACCAUCCAGGAGUCUCGGAUCCCUAUCUUGCAGAACUGAUGGCCGCCAGAGACGCCAUCUCUUUAGUUCACUCUCGCAGUCUUCCUCUGGCCAUCAUUGAAGGUGAUUCUGAAGUAGUUAUCCGGCAACUUGAUGGUAGAUGCUGUGAAGACUCGGUGGGCGGGCCUUUGCUUCGUGAUUGUUUCCAGUUAUUGAGCUCUUGUUCUUCUUGUAUUCGCUUUUGUUCGGUCCCGAGGACUGUCAACUGGGCUGCCCAUAGAGUGGCAAGACAAGCCCUGCUGCUGUCCCCUGUAGAGAUAGCGUCCUUCGAUUUUGUAGGGUGGCUUCAUUAAUUGUCUUUUUGGGGUUUUAGGUAGAAGAUUUAACUAUUGUACUAUGGCAUUACUUGGAAAAAAAAAAAAAAACUCUAUAAAGUAGGCAAGUGUUUUAAUUGUCAACCUGAGGCGGUCCAUGUACUCCUAGUCUCCUACUUCAAUCGCUUAAAUUGUUACUUAGCUAAGGAUUCAUGGUUAAAAGCUAAAGAACUACAUUUCUAAAUUUUUUUCUAUAUCGCAUAUUUUUAUUCUAUUGAAGAUGAAUGUAUAAUUUAGAUUGAGAAUAAAAAGCAUGAUAGAGUGGGGAAAAAAGAAAUAAAUAGGAAAUUUGUUGAGACUUGAAAUGUCAAUACUGAUGAUUAACAUGGGGAACUGUUUUCAGCGUGAUCCUUCAAAAUAAAUGCCCAAACCCCAAACGCAACUACUACGAACGAGGACGACUCUACCCACCCACCCAGCCAAUAGUCACUCAAGUACAAGGAAAGGAAAGGAAAUAAUAGAAGGUCAAUUCAAUUCAUAGAAAAGCCCACCAGAAACGCUUCUCUGUUUCAUUUCCGUAUCUUCUCUCUCUCUCUCUCUCUCUCUCUCUCUCUCUCUCUCUCUCUCUCUCUCUCUCUCUCUCUGAUCAUCAUAAUCCAAAUAAAUAGUAGUUGUUCAUAAAAUAAAUAGUAGUUGCUGCUGAUGCGGAGGAUGAAACUGGUGGUGGUGGUGUGGUUUGGGAUAUUGACGAUAUCUGGAAUUUGAAGAGCAUCAAAUAAAUAGUAGUUGUUCAUAAAUCGAUCGUAAUAAUUAGUAUCGUUUUUACAUUUUCUCAAAAAAUGCAUAUUACGAAUACCACGGACAACGAAACGUGGUAAACUUUACAUUUAAAAUUAUCAAAGUUUUAAACGAACUACGUGGACUUUGAUCCUGUAUUACGGGUACGUAGACAAGCGAUAAGGUUCGAGUCCAACUAACUAAUUUUUUAUCUUUAAACGAACGCCAAUGGGCAUAUAAUAAAAUCAUAAACUAAUACAACAUAAUUUUAAUGUUUUAGUGGGAUCCAAAAAAUACAUAAUUGAAAAAUACACCCAACUAAUAUACACUUAUCAACUUAGGUAGUACCGAUUUAGAGUGUUGUGGAGGUGUUGCUUACCUUCCCCACACGUAAUUGUACUCUCGAACCCAUAUCUCCCAUUCGCAGACUAAGUCUCAGUUUUGACCCUAAGGUUAGAGCCGACCAAUGAGUGUUCAAUCCACUCCAAGUAAGAUUGAUGGCGAUUCCAAAAGAGAACGCGACCCGACUCUAGAGGGACGGUUGCGACAGGGAGUUCUAGAGAGAGUAUGAGUUAUUGAGUGAUCUUGGAGCUUAAUUGAAUGCAUUGAUCAAGCUUGGAAGCAAGGAAUCAAGCCUAGAAGAAGAAGAAGAUCUUGGACUCCAAUUUGUAAUCUCUCUCUUCUCUCUCUAGAAACUCAUCCCUUCUCUUUGGUUUAAGAACCCUAAGUCUAGAUUUUGUUUCAUUGUUGAUGUAUGUGACAAAUUCUAUCUAUGAUUGAUGAAUUUAUCUAUUUGAUCGAUGUUUGGUAAGGAUUGAAUGAGUUUGGAUCCCUUGACUUGUCAAUUGAGCUUUGACCUAGGAGGGAGAAAAUCCCCUUAGAGCCCCCCUAUUGGUGUCUUCGGGUCACUCCAAUCGUAUAUUAUCCGGGAAAUCUGUGAGGGAGUUGAUUCCAUUGGUCUCCUAGCAAUAUAUGAAACUCUAGGUUGAAUAGUGCUCUUACCCAUCCAUCACUUCGUCGUUCCGGGUCCGUCCCGAGUGAGUCAAUCUCAUAACCGUAGGAUAGUGAAUCGAUCGAGUUAGAAUAGUACUCAACAUCGAUCCAAAUGUUAGAAAUAGGGGGAUUUAACCCAAGAGAUCUCCAAACCUUGUAAUAGCUAGGUUAGUGGUUAGUCUAGGUUAGUUAGUUUGGUUUUAUUAAUCACUAUCCUAGGUUGGCUAGAUAACGAACCCUAAACCUAAAGUAGGGUAAGCCUAGAUCUCCGUGGUACGAUAAAUUCUUAUUGCUUACUUGCCCUAUGCUACACCUAGUCGCCGGUGAUACUUGGCCGGCUAUUGGGAUGUUGUAGUUAGAACGAGUCAGUCAACCAAACGAAAUAGUUCGAUUGGCUAAAGGGUUAUAGGUAUAAUAUGCCCCUCUACUAUGUCGUUUUAUCAAACAUACCCCUUUACUAUUUUUUUACAUCAAACAUGCCCCUAUAGUUAGGAAAAAUUAUCCAACAUGCCCUUCUGUUAAAAUUUUCCCCAAAAAAUUGUCAAUCAUGAUUGAACCGAGAUUUAGACGAUCUGACAUCGGCAAAUGGGAGGAAAAAUGUCAGUUUUGUCCCCUAUUUUAGUUCUCUAGGUCCAGUCAAAGUGAAAUUGUUAGAAUUAUUGGCUAUACAAAGAGAGAGAAAAUUCUAAAGUGAAAUUAUUAGAGAUAUUUUAGACAUUUGUGUUGUCCAAACCAAAGUUCGGUCGUGAUUAAUGAAUUUUUGAUGAAAAUUUUAACAGAAAGGCAUGUUUGAUCAUUUUCCUAAAGUACAUGACAUGUUUGAUGUAAAACAUAGUAGAUAGACAUAUUUGAUAAAACAAUAUAAUAAAAGAGCAUAUUAUACUUAUAACCCAUUAGCUAAUGCUAAAAAAAACUACUACCACCCUAACCUUUCAGCUUUCACGACUGAGGAAUCAGUGGGGUCGUGGAUUGUAUAAUAAACUCGGUAUAAUCCUCUGCCAGCUGGAUUAUUUACUAUUUAUUUAUUAUCUUUAGGUAACUACUGCAAUUGCCAAUUGGGCGCGCCUAAAAUAAUAACUUAUUAUAACGCAGAGUAAAAUGUUCCUUUAAAA
Molecule: messenger RNA, 6848 nt
Organism: Linum trigynum
Lineage: Eukaryota; Viridiplantae; Streptophyta; Magnoliopsida; Malpighiales; Linaceae
Source: the annotation of a GenBank genome assembly